AUGGCGGCUCGCAGGCCGCCAUCGCAGGCUUUCUCUGCCGCUUCGUCCAGCAUCGCUUCGUGUCUCGAGCCAGCCGGCUUCGACCUCAGCACGCCCAGGCCCCAUUCAGCGCGACGCGCCGUGUCUGGACGCACUCUCGCGUCGCCCAUCGCCUGGAUGCAGCUAGUCGUGGUCCCAGAUGAUCCGAGUCUCUCACGGCCUUCUUGGCUGGAGAGAACACCCAUCUCACGAGCUUCCCCGGACUUGAACCCCAAAGAUCGAGACUAG
This is a messenger RNA of Puccinia triticina, 267 nucleotides long. RefSeq lists its product as uncharacterized. The transcript has a single exon. The record is from RefSeq and is a predicted model, not a curated record. NCBI's taxonomy places the organism in Eukaryota, Fungi, Basidiomycota, Pucciniomycetes, Pucciniales, Pucciniaceae. Bases 1 to 267 code for a protein of 88 amino acids.